Messenger RNA from Schizosaccharomyces osmophilus, 219 nucleotides. RefSeq names its product DASH complex subunit Dad4 (gene dad4). Gene Ontology annotation, cellular component: DASH complex; mitotic spindle. Gene Ontology annotation, biological process: attachment of spindle microtubules to kinetochore. NCBI's taxonomy places the organism in Eukaryota, Fungi, Ascomycota, Schizosaccharomycetes, Schizosaccharomycetales, Schizosaccharomycetaceae. The transcript has 2 exons. Bases 1 to 219 code for a protein of 72 amino acids. The record is from RefSeq and is a predicted model, not a curated record.
AUGAAUAACCCUAUGGAAGAGCAGCAAAGCGCUCUUUUAGGAAGGAUUGUGAAUAAUGUAGAGAAAUUGAAUGAAAAUGUUUGCAGAUUAAAUCAUGCAUUGCAGAACAUUAAUAUGUCAAACAUGAACGUAGAAUUAAUAAGCCAAAUGUGGGCAAACUAUGCGCGAAAUGCAAAAUUCCAUUUGGAAGAAACAGGCAAUUUGAAGGAUCCAAUUUAA